Pelobates cultripes (western spadefoot toad) is the source of this 24996-nucleotide messenger RNA. Lineage: Eukaryota; Metazoa; Chordata; Amphibia; Anura; Pelobatidae. The record is from the annotation of a GenBank genome assembly.
AAUGGCGCCAUUGCGGAGACACUCUAUCUCCACUUGUGUCUCUUGUGUUUAGAACUCGGCGCGAUGUCCCCCUCCCAACCAUCGCUGUGCCGUUUGUAUCGCUGAACUGGGGAUAGGGGGCGUGGCUAGUCUCAGAUCACGUGACAGUUGGCGGACCGCGGUUCAGUCAGACAGAGGGGAGAGAGAAAGACCGAGACCGGAACCGGAAACCGAGUGCGAACUAAGAGAGAGAACGGAGCUUUUCCAUCGGAGGUGUAGAGACCGGCACCGAGUCGGGGGGGACCGGUACUGGACUGGCAGCAUCAGCUCGUAUGUAGGUGUUUAAUGUGUGAAUACAUUGCUCAUACCGAGCAUCCUGCUCUCCACCCAGACUGCUAACACCGGCCAUGGCACUCACUGAGCCCCCGGGAUGGACACCCCAUGGCACUCACUGAGCCCCCCAGGAUGGACACCCCAUGGCACUCACUGAGCCCCCCGGGAUGGACACCCCAUGGCACUCACUGAGCCCCCCGGGAUGGACACCCCAUGGCACUCACUGAGCCCCCCAGGAUGGACACCCCAUGGCACUCACUGAGCCCCCCGGGAUGGACACCCCAUGGCGCUCACUGAGCCCCCCGGGAUGGACACCCCAUGGCACUCACUGAGCCCCCCGGGAUGGACACCCCAUGGCACUCACUGAGCCCCCCGGGAUGGACACCUCAUGGCACUCACUGAGCCCCCCGGGAUGGACACCUCAUGGCACUCACUGAGCCCCCCGGGAUGGACACCCCAUGGCACUCACUGAGCCCCCCGGGAUGGACACCCCAUGGCACUCACUGAGCCCCCGGGAUGGACACCCCAUGGCGCUCACUCACUGAGCCCCCGGGAUGGACACCCCAUGGCGCUCACUGAGCCCCUGGGAUGGACACCCCGGCGGCUCACUCACUUCGAGCAGGGAUGGACACCCCAUGGCCACUCACUGACCCGGGAUGGGGUUUUGAAACCCUUUCCUGAGCCCGGGAUGGACUGCUAGGCGGCUCACUCACUGAGCGGGAUGAGGACACCCCAGCUGGCUCACUGAGCCCUGGGAUGGGACACCCCAUGCCGUUAGCCGGGGAUGGACACCCCAUGGCGUUAAGCUGAGCCCGGGAUGGACUUGGCUCCCUAGGCCCGGGGAUGGACACCCCAUGCCAGGCUCACUGAGCCCCGGGAUGGACACCCCAUGGCAUCCACUGAGCCGGGAUGGACACCCCCAUGGCUCACUGAGCCCCGGAUGGGCACCCAUGAAGCUCGCGAGCCCGGGAUGAACACCCCAUGGCGGCUCACUGAGCCGGGAUGGACACCCCAUGGCUCGCUGAGCUGAGGGAUGGACACCCCCAUGGCGGCUCACUGGGCUGGGGAUGGACACCCCAUGGCGCUCACUCACUGAGCCCCCGGGAUGGACACCCCAUGGCGCUCACUCACUGAGCCCCCGGGAUGGACACCCCAUGGCGCUCACUCACUGAGCCCCUGGGAUGGACACCCCAUGGCGCUCACUGAGCCCCUGGGAUGGACACCCCAUGGCGUUCGCCCGGGAUGGACACCCCAUGGCGCUCCCUGAGCCCCCGGGAUGGACACCCCAUGGCGCUCCCUGAGCCCCCGGGGAUGGACACCCCAUGGCGCUCGCUGAGCCCCCGGGGAUGGACACCCCAUGGCGCUCGCUGAGCCCCCGGGGAUGGACACCCCAUGGCGCUCGCUGAGCCCCCUGGGAUGGACACCCCAUGGUGCUCGCUGAGUCCCCAGGAUGGACUCCCCAUGGCGCUUGCUGAGCCCCCCUGGAUGGACACCCCAUGGCGCUUGCUGAGCCCCCCGGGAUGAACACCCCAUGGUGCUCACUGAGCCCCCUGGGAUGGACACCCCAUGGCACUCACUCACUGAGCCCCCGGGAUGGACACCCCAUGGCGCUCACUCACUGAGCCCCCGGGAUGGACAACCCAUGGCACUCACUGAGCCCCCCGGGAUGGGCACCCUAUGGCGCUCGCUGAGCCCCCGGGAUGGACAUCCCAUGUCACUCACUGAGCACACAGGGACACAGAGGCCACCACAACCACAGUGACAGAUUCGCUAUCUCUAUAGCAAGUGGACUUAAUAAACCACAACUGCUCAUGACAUGGUUAUUUUAUAUAUAUAUAUAUAUAUAUAUAUAUAUAUAUAUAUAUAUAUAUAUAUAUAUAUAUAUAUAUAUAUAUAUAUAUAUAUAUAUAUAUAUAAAUACAAGAACCCUUGCACUCCAACUUAUGAAAGACAGUACCUGGUGCUCUGGUCAGCUCGAAUGUAAAUAAAAAGGGAUACCGGCACUCAAGGAAUUUCAAAAGUUUACUUCUUAGUUGCAUCUGAAAUCGACGUUUCAGCUCCUCUCAGGGAGCUUUCAUCAGGGUCUUUGUCCUGAUGAAAGCUCCCUGAGAGGAGCUGAAACGUCGAUUUCAGAUGCAACUAAGAAGUAAACUUUUGAAAUUCCUUGAGUGCCGGUAUCCCUUUUUAUAUAUAUAUAUAUAUAUAUAUAUAUAUAUAUAUAUAUAUAUAUAUAUAUAUAUAUAUAUAUAUAUAUAUAUAUAUAUAUAUAUAUAUUUUUUUUUUUUUUUAAGCUUCCAUUUGUAUUUUCAUACUGGUACUCCAGGUAGGUAGUGUAACUUUCAACAUGAUAUUGGCUGUGGCUGCUCAUCAAAAUAAUAGGCCAAAAUAAAUGGGUUUUUAUUUUUUUGGACACCUUCCAGCCGGACAAAUGCUGGUAGGAAGCACACAUAGCCAAUGCAGUGCUGCCUGGAAUAUUCCUAUUGGCCACCAGGAGUGAACUUAACUAGUCAUUUUUAUUUAUAUAAUGGUAAUAUGUAAGAAACACAUUGCAUGCAACAAUUUGGUAUGUGCCAUAGUUUAUGAAACAUUUAAACGUAACCUGUCCUCCCCCCAGCCCACCACAGAAAAAGAAGAGAGCAUGAAAUCUCAUCUGUACAUUGUGCUAGCAAAUUUAUAGAUAGUGAGGAAAAAAAUGGUUUGACUGCUUACAUUGGGUGGCUCCUGGCACCACAAACACUGCAGCGUCCUUGUGGGGUUUAUUUAAAGGAACUCUCCAACCCUCUACAGAACUUCAGCUUGCUGAAAUAUUUUUUUAGGAGUUAACUUGAGGUAAAAGUUAACACUUUUAUAAAUUAUCUGAUUGGUAGUGGUCAUCAUAAUUUUUGGACAAAGACUGUCAAGGAAAAUAUUUGGUGUUGAUAAAAAGGUACUUUAUUUUGUUAACGUCGGAGAGGCCUACAUUUAAAAAAAGAAAAAGGAAAAAAAACAUUAAAAAUAAAUAUAUUUCUAAAUACAUAUGCAUAACACAAAUUGUUGUAAGGGCUAAUGUAUGAAGUAUUACCAGGUACUUAGCUGAGUAUAUUGUAGAUAAGCAAAAGAGCUUAUACUACCUACUGCAUUUCCAUCUUCUUUGAAGCAUCUCUGUCUCUUUCUGUUCUCUUUGAAUAUUUUGCCCUGACCCCUGAAGGUGACAUUGCUGCUUGCAGUAUAGAGUCUCCCUGGAGCCCACGUCAGCCCGCUAAUAUUUUGACAAAUUCUUUUUUCUUUUUGUUUCUUUCAAAUAGGUUGAUAUGAGCUCGCAACAAUUCCCCCGACAAGGGGCUUCAAUAACUCAAUCACAGAUUUCAGGAAGUGGAACUGGAGUGGGCCAAAGUGCUACAGGACCAGGUAUGGAAGUAUAGUGUUCAGGUAGCCUGAUGAUUCAUCCACUUUACACCAGGGUUAGGCAACCUUUGGCACUCCAUAUGUUGUGCACUACAUCUUCCCUGAUGCCUUGACCGCAUCAUUGCUGUAAUAGCAAUAUAGGAGGUUUAGUCCACAGCAUUAGGAGUGGCAAAGGUUGCAGUUAAAGGGACAUUGUAGGCACCAUAACCACUUUGGAUUACUGAAGUAGCUAUGGUGCCUGGAGUCUGUGGGUGCAGGCUUCUGCAUCAAUGUUUACUGAUUUACUCCCCAUUUAGCUGAGAUUCCCCGAUUCUCGUUCCUUGGAAGCCUGCAAGGGGGACAACUGGAAAUUUGAACUAAAAUUGGCAUGUCUAUAAUGUGACCUUUUAAAGGAACAUUUCAAGAACCAUAACCACCACACUGCACCAUAGAGGUUAUGGUGCCUGGGACUCCUGUACGCUCUGCGUUCUGAGCCUCUAAACCAAGUUUAGGAGUGCACAGCUAAGCUCAUCGACUGAAAGUUAUCAGCUUUGGGUUUGAUUCCUGGUAGUGUUUUUCCAGCACCAUUGCAUAGGAUAACUUGAACACCCUAUACUGUAUAUAAAGAAUAAAAAAUACUGUUUAGUAAAUCGUAUUCAGUAUAGUAUUUUUAAAUAAUUACUACAGUAAAAUACUGCAUUGGUAUGUGUUAUAUAAAUUUUAAAUAUUAUUUUGUUUAUGGGUUUCAGUUGUUACCUGCAGUCUUUGUAUUAUGUUUACCAAUGGUGACUAAUUCUGCUAGUAGAUGGUGGGAUCUACUUUUAAAAAUAAAUAAGUAAAUUUUUUCAGUGAAUUAUUAUCUUAUGUAAAAGAUUUCAACUAUUUUCUGUAGGAGGUGAUGACUCUGCACGUGAAAUAGAGAUCCAGCCUCGGGAUCAUCUUGGGUCCAACGCGGUCUUGCCUUCUCGUGAUGAGAAACAGGAGCCAGUGGUAGUUCGGCCAUACCCUCAAGUCCAUAUGUUGGCUCCACACCACCCUGUGCAAUCAGCUACUCCUCUCACCAUGGCUGCCCAAUCUCCUCAUCUCGCCCCUGCUGUGCCGUUGCCGUUUCCAGAAGGUAUCCUUAAGGUGAGAUGGAACUAUUCGGAUAUAAUACAGUGGAAUAAACAUUACUAAACCAUGACAAAUAACGUAUAAAUAUAUGUCUAUUGUAUGUCAAUGUAAUCACAUAACAUAUACAUCAAUAACGUCUAUUUAAUUGCAUGCAAUUUUAGGUUAAUAAUAUUUCAGUUUAAUUACAUACAAAUAUAGGUUAUUUUGUGCAUCCUCCAAAUUUUAGGGCAGCACAGAUCUCAUUUACUUUUUAAUGCUAUUCUUUGGGAAUUCCAGACACAAACUAGCUUUGACACGUGAAGGGCUUAUUUGUAUUCAUUUAUGUUUUUGUUUCACACCAAAUUUAAUGGCCAUUUGCCUUAAGGCAUCACAGGGUGCAGUAAUGCCAAGUCAGCCUUGAAUGUAUUGUAACCGUUACAAUUCCAAAGCAUGAGCUUUUUUAAAAAAAACAUUCUUCAGUAAUAUAUCUCUUACAAUAUUGUAUGCAAGCAAAUGCAAUGUUCAAUGUCUUUUAAAGAGUAUAUUGCUUUUCUGUUCAUAUGGUAAGUAUCUGAAACCGUAUAUGCGGUUUCACUGGUGAUUCUCUCUGAGCAGUUUAAAAAAUAUAUAUAUAUUUAACCCCUUAAGGACCAAACUUCUGGAAUCAAAGGGAAUCAUGACAUGUCACACAUGUCAUGUGUCCUUAAGGGGUUAAAGCUGUGCACGGUUGAACAGGUAAUAUAGAGUAUUUCCUUUCUCAAAUGGUUUAACCUCAACGAUUACCUCUAGCGCCUGAUUUCCAAUUCCCCCAGCGGCAUCCAACAUCUGAAAUAGAUUUUUAGGAAGCGCAGAGUGCCACCUCGCAGGCGCGCCACUGACGUGCUAGAAUGAUCAGCUUACUCUCUAAGCAAAUCAGCAGCUCCCCAUUUAUAAUAAAACGGUAUGUAGUUCUGCCUCAGGCCGAUCCUUAUUGGCUGAUAGCCCAGGUGAUAUUAGUUCAGGGAGAAUGGAUUUAGCAUAGCACAGGAGGAAUGGUGGGGGGCACUACCAUUGGCUGUUUGGAUGCCUGUUUUGUGUAUAAUUGACAUUUGCCAUCCUGGAACUUUUGUUUUUGGCUGGCUAAUGAUGCUUCUGGAGGUGUAGUUACAUCUUUGUAUGUGCAGCGUUUUAUAUUGAAAUGUUGUGUAUACAGACUCCAAGCUCCAUGACCACUUUAAAUCACUGAAGUGGUCAUGGUGCACGCACUAACCCUUUUAAAGAACAUUUUAUCAUAGCAUGACCGAUAUUAAUAGCUUACUAAAUAUAUCUUAAACUGACAAGCUUUUUCUAUGCUCAGGAUUUAUGUAAAGUGUUUUUAUUUCUUAUUUUGACAGGUUCACAUCAGUGGACGCCAAUUUUGUGCUUGAUAUCUUAUUUAUCUUUAUUUUAUUGCUAUUCUCUAUUAUGUGAAGUAAACCAUUCAUCCUCUGUUAUGUGGUAAUAUCUCAUCUGAGAUUCUUUUACACUAGAAAAAUAAAUGGUAUCUUAGUUGAUAUUUUAAUCUUUGGUUUAUCCUCUAAACAAAGGAUCAUAGCUUUUGAUUAGUCUACUUUGAAAGAGUCACACACCUGCAAAACAUUCUUUUAGAAAAAGUAUAUAUAUAUCUUAUCAAUAUAUUUAAAAUGUAGAGUAGAUCUCAUCAAAUAUCUAAUUUCAAUUAUUUAGUUAAAGUUAGACCUCUAAACCUCUAUUAGAGGCACGUUGUAGAGGGUGGUGAUGUAUGUAUUCCCUUCCUCUUGUAACAGUCUAGCAUAUUGUCCUGUGAAGUAUAAUAAACAUAUUCGUUAAACAGCAAUUUGAAUGUAAAGGUAUAUUGCAAAAUUUUUGCUAAAAUAGUUCAUUUGAAAAACAUCAACUCUAAUGCACUACUAUUAACUGCUUAGUGAAUAUGAUGCUCUAUAGUGCAUUGCAAUCACACUGCCACAGAAAAGUACAUAUCGGAAUUUGGCAGCCACUGGAUGGCAUACUUCACUAGACCUCUUCUAAAUUGACCAAACACACUGUCCAGUUGAGCGAGGAACCAUGGGAAUGUUUGAGAUGUACGGCAGCUGAAAAUAGUUCUAUAUUUUAUGCCUACAAAUUCUGCAUUUAUACAUUUUGCAUACAACUCUUUAGGUCAUUACCCACAUGCUUGAGUUUUUAAUUAUUUAUACAACAUACAUUAAUUUGCCAAGAAAAAUUUAGACCAGAGAAAAAAAGAAAUUCUUGGUUUUUCCAUUUCAAGUUGGGGGGUGCUUUUUUAAAAUGUAUUAUUAUUAUGAAAAAAAAUAUGCUUGGCUCCACAUGUUGGCACGUAUAUCAUAAACCACUGAUAUUUGAUUUAUGGUGUACUUAAAGGCGAAUUGACAGAUAUUGCAUGUAUAACCCAAUAUCUAGCCACAUUAGCUGUGGGUUGUGACUUUGAGAUUUUGUUUUUGUUUUGUCCUCCCCCUUUCUUUCUUGCAUUAUGUCACUCACAGGCAAAGCAUACAGUACACAUGGUUUUAACCCCCAUUGUGCAAUUUGCACAUAUUGCACUGCCUAUGGAAUGGCUCAGCAUGCAUGUGCUCAUAAGUGCACUUUCCAUGCUGCUAGAGUAAGAUUGACACCUCUCUCUGAAGUGCUGCAGGGGUAUAUUAUGCUUAUCUCUGGUGCACUUAAAUCGAAUUUCACAGUGACUGGGGGAUUCCUUUUUAAUAACUCAUAGCUCUUUCUGACAGAGCUGUACAGCAGCUGAUUGCUGAUCCAAUGUCGGUAUUUUUUUCAUAAUUGAAACUAGCUGUGUAUAGCUUUCAGCAGAAAGUGCAGAGCUGAUGUUGAUUAUCACGUGGGACAAAUAAGGGAAAUUCACAGGUGAGUUUGUGUUCAAUACAUUGGCAAAAUAAUGCAUUACCCAAAAGAGGAGCGUGUCACAACCCCAGCCGGGAAUAUUUGGAUAGAAAGUACUAUUAACUGCCAAAGUGUAGCAAAAUGACAUACUCAUAGAAAUGUAAUACAAUCACUAAUUAGCACAUUGGUGACUCUUGCAUAAUUUUACUGCUGGUUAAUCACUUCUCAGGGUUAAAAGUCAAAUGUAAAUAGGUUGAUAGUGUGCAAGGAGACCUGCACGUAUUUGGUACCAACACUGAACGACAAUGGACCAUAUCAUCCUCAACAUGAACAGUUGGCAAUCUUAGGAAGUAUUUGGCAUGUGCAGCUUGAGCAACAAACAUAAAAUGUCAUUAUGGCAAAAUAUGAGCAUCCUGAAGUUUAGCCUUAAUUGUUUCUAGGAAAUGUUGAUUCCUUCUUUGUCUUUUACUAUAAGGGACCUGGAUCCUUGCGGAUAAGUCUGAUGUAGAUCCUGUUUUAAGCUUCUGUCUUUCAAGUGACUGCUGAAGGGAGUCAGAUGAAUAAUUUUGUCUUGACAGAAGUUCACUAUUGAUGUCUUCCCACAGCCACCUCUGAAGCCCACUAUUCCCAGCCGCCCUAUUGCUCCAGCACCUCCCUCUGCCCUGUCAGCUGUACCAAAGGUCUCUGGGCCGGUGACAGUCACCAUGGAGAGUGGCCUUCCACAGGCCUCCGCUAUUCCUGUGGCCACUAUCAGUGGGCAGCAGGUCGGUGCCUAGUGCUUAAAAAAAUAAAACAUAAAAAAAUCAUCUAGCUGUUUGCGUUGUCUCGGGUUCAUCAGUGGGGUUUACUAUGAUUGCUUAAAUGUAUUCAUGGACACAUUGGGAACCACAUAGACAUUCCCAUCCCACAGUUCAUGGGAUAAUCUUACUUAACCUACUUUUUCAUAUAGCUAGUCUGACUGACCUUACUUACCACUUCUCAUAUUCUUUAAUGACACUCUGGUAUUCAAUCCCAUGCUUUAAAAAUCUGAUGUGUCCUGUAUCCUAUAAGUAACCCUCUAGUUAUGUGAUUAGCAGACAUCCUGUUUUCAGUCUGAUCAAUGUAUAUGUAUAUCCACUCUUUUUUGCAUCCCUAAUAUCUGUAUUUUUACAUCUUCUAGGGGCACCCGAACAGUCUUCACCACAUCAUGGCCACUAAUGUCCAGAUGUCCAUUAUUCGUAGCAAUGCUCCUGGACCUCCUUUGCAUAUUGGAGCCUCACAUCUUCCCAGAGGUAAUGUGAAACAGACAGUUUAUUACUUAACUUAUUGCUGUAUGUUCCAAGCAUUUUCCUAACAUUUUUGUUUUCUUUUGCAAACCAGGAGCAGCUGCAGCUGCUGUAAUCUCCAGCUCUAAAGUAACUACAGUCCUUAGACCUGCUUCGGCACCAAUUCCUAGUGCAGCCACAGCUCAGUCAGCAGCACAACAUAUUAUUCACCCCCCCAUCCAAGUAAGUAGUACUUUUAUUUUUAAUUCCUUUAAGAAAGUUUGGCCGAGUAAUAGUGUAAGGUCAUCCACACAGACAGAGACCCUAUUCUCUUUACCCGCUUCUCAUAGGCCACUAUUACCCUCUUCUUGACCAAUAUGAGAAAAAAAGGGUUCGAUGUGGAGAGGGCAAAUAAGAGAGAACAAGUGGCACCCAUGUCUGGUGCCAUUAAAUAUAGGGAUGGGAGAAGAGACAGCACUACGAAUGAUCAUUUGAGCCCAAGCAAAUUGAUCUGAAGCCGCAGCGGCAUAGCAGCAGAAAUAAAGGGCCAUUCAAAUCAAGGUUGAUGUUGCACCUGGUGUUUUCAUAUGCCUAUCACCCCAGUAUGAAGCCCACAUGGUCCGGAUAAACCAAGGAGGUCAACACUGUACUAUUAUUUAACACUGUAAUAGUUUGGCGACGUUUUAGUGUCCGUAUUAAUAAGGUAGAUAAGUCUUCAAUUGCUAGGUUGGUCUGGUGAUUUGCAAGGAUUUAUUGAGGGUAAUAUCUGCAGGAAGGGAGAGAUCAGGACAAGAUUCAUCCUCCCGUACUGAUUGAAACUAAGCAAGGAGUUGAGGGGCCAGUUCCUGAGAAAAGGUCUAACAGUAUGCCAUUGUAAAUGCAUUCAGGCCAUGGGCUGUCCUGUUCUGCAGGGCUGAGCCUAUGCUAGGGAGGGCAGAUGAGUGAUUAUAGAUAAUGGACUAAAAAGAGUAAAACAUCCCUGAUACCUGUGGGAGAUAGGAUAAGGGCACCAUCGGAGUCCAUGAUAGACAAUAUAGUUUUGAGAAAGUAUGUUUGCAAGUAAGUAGUACUUUAUGAAAAUGAGUGAAAAGUAUGUUUAAAUUUAGUUAAAUGUUUUUAUGGGGUUUGUUUUCUUCAAUAUUAUCAUCAACUUCUAAAACGUAGGACUCUGUAGAGCAUCUUAUAUGCAGACAGGAUACAAAUAAAUGCCAUAUUUUGCUAUACACAAAUGCAAGCAAGCUAUUUUAUGGUGCUGGCUAUGGAAUCAAAUUCAUAUCUUUUAAAAUUAAGAUUUGUUUCUUAAUUAAAACCUUGUAUCUAAAAUGGACUAUGAAUAUUGGUGUUCCUUUUCCAAAAUCCACUGUUCGUGUAAGUCUGUUCCUGGGAAGAGUUUGAUAAUGUCUGACUGUCUGAAACCCAAUUCGACCUUAGCUUCUAUCUGGUUUAAUAACUAUGCAAUUCCAUGCUCUUCCUUCCAGUCUCGUGGCCCACCUGUGACCACUGCAACUUCCGUGACUCCUGCUGUAGUAGCUACUGUAUCAGCAACUCGAGCACAAUCGCCAGUCAUCACUACAACUCCAGCUCAUGCUGCUGAGCCAGUGCUAAGGUGAGAAACAUUAUUUUUUGUGAAAUUAUGGACGGAUGGCCUAGAACUAAAUGUGCAAACCCAGGCCAUCCCAAAUCUGUGACUGACUAGAGUGUUCAACCACUAUUAAUUUGUUCUGACACACCAGUGGUUUAGGCUCAGUGGAUGGAAAGUAUCUAUAAUGACGGUUUUUAUACCUUAAACUUUGCUGCUUUAAUUGCGGAGCAGGUUUGUAAAGGUGCCGUAUAUUAGGAUACCCACUCUGAGUGGAAGCCCUGAAUCUAUACUUAGACAAAUCACAAAAUGAUGUGCCAUUUUUUUAUGUUUACAUAUAAAUAGAAACCAUAAUUUCAGUUCUGUUGCCUUCCUUAUCGUAAAAUCUGCCUAUUUGAAAUAUCACCAUAGCAAGCUCUAAAGUCCUUUCCCUCUUGGAUGUAAACUAUGUUGCUGAAAGAUGUGUUCUAUUGCUUUUCAUUUUCAUUAUUAGACCAACACUGUCCAUUCAACAACACCCAUCACCUGCAGCCAUCAGUAUCCAGAGACCACCUCAGACUCGUGAUGCCACCACACGGAUCACUCUUCCAUCACAUCCCGCAUUGGGAGCGCAGAAACAACAGAUUCAUGCAAUGGCACAGGUACUCCAUUUAGCCCUCAACUUUAUGUACAUUUACUCAAUGUACUCAUCAAGCUGACUAGUGGCCAUAUUUCAGGAUAUGCCAAUUACAAGUCCCUGAAGAGUUAGGUUUUAAUAACAUGCUACACUUCACAAGAUAUAUAUUUAAAGAAAAAAACUAUGGGACAAAAAAAAUCUUGACCUGACACAGCCUGCAAGAGAAUUCCAUUGACUCGUAUGGGUGUGUGUAUGUGUGUGUGUGUGUGUGUGUGUGUGUAUGUAUAUAUAUGUAUAUAUAUAUAUAUAUAUAUAUAUAUAAUUUUUUUUUUCUUGUUUUUUUUUUUUUGCAUCUGUUUUUGUGUAAGUGCUUGUCUAUGUAUUUAUUUAUAUUUUGUUUACUAAACUUGUACCGUUUUCUUUCUUUGGCAGAAGACUCUCUUCGGCACUGGUAAUCCAGUAGCAGCAGCAACCGUGGCACCGAUUCUGGCAACAAACACUCUGCCAUCUGUGACCACUUCAGGUUAGACCGCUUUACAAUGCUGCAUGCAGCUUUACAAUGAAAUGAAACAUCCAUUAUCACUGUUCUGAACAGUCUCUUCUGUUGGAACUUCGCUUUGCAAUUAGCUUAGCUUAACAAUUCGACUAGUUAGACUGUAAAAAACCGAAAACCUGCCGUUUAAAACUAUAGCUGUUCAUAAUAAAAAAAAAAAAAAAAAUGUUUAUGUAAUUGUUAACAUGUUUUAAAAGUGGUGAUGCUAGAGAUUUUGCAAGUAUAAAACGCUUGGCUGUUUAUUUUCACUGUCUGGUGUUCAUAGGUUCUUCUCCCCACUCACAAGUUCCCACCAGCGCCAUUGUUACUAUGACAAUGCCAACUCACUCCUCACACGCUACAGCCGUGACGGCCUCCAGCAUUCCUGUGGGUAUGUGUAAAUUUGCUUCUCAACCAAUCUAUUUUCGUUUUUAGGAUUGUAUUCACCAAGGGUCACAUUCUAUGCAUGUGCUUUUCUAGAAACAAAUUUUCAACUUGAUCAACAUAAUCCAGCAAGUUCUAGCUAGCUUUCUUUGUGCUGCUAUGCAAUAGUCUUGUUCCAUAUGCCUGAAGCUGCUUGGAAUGAUAACUUGCACUAAAACCUUAGCUAAUAGCUUCACAUUAUACCAUUUUUUUUAUUUGUAUCAGGACCCAUGGCCCAUUUUCUUUUUUACUUUUACUUAUUUUAUUGACUUUGAAGUGAAAGCUAAAACCAUAUUUAAAACCAAUGCAUUUUCUUUCCUUGAAAUUAAGAGACUAGUCUAUUCUAGCAGUAGACAAAAGUUGACAAACUAUAACUCCUGUGAUGCUUUGCCAGCCUUAAGAAUGGCAAUAUAUCAUGGGAGCAAAAGUUUAACAGGUAGGGGGGGGGGGGUGUACUAUCUAACCAACUGUGGUCUUAUUGAUGGUAUUAUAUUGGCUCUGGUAAACAACUAUUGAUUUAAUACAUUGUGGUUUUACAGCCAAAGUAGUCCCUCAGCAAAUAACUCACACUUCACCUCGGAUUCAGUCGGAAUAUGGAGCUGAUAGGGGGAAUCUGAUACCCCUUCCAGGACAUAGAGCAUCACCCAACCCCAUGACUAUGGAGGCCAGGAGUGAGAACAGGUAAGAUAGUGGUAGCACACUCUGCUUCGGUGUAUGUAUGUGUCCAUUGAGACUACCCUAAUUUUGAGCCAUAUAUUUAUUUAUAGUUUAGUGCCGGAUCUUUUAAAUCUUACCCGUUUCUGGUCACUGUUCUUUCACCUACAAUAAUGAGUGUAGGCUGAAGAUAAUGUGGUAUGCUCACUUCCUUAAACUUAACCUGUCAAAAACAGAACUUCUGGUCUUUCCUCCCUCAAGUGUUGCUACACCUGUGUCUGUCUUCCUCCAAGUCAACAACGCUAUCUUCGAGUCUACCUCGCAGGCUCACUGCCUAGACGUUCUCUUUAAUUCCGAUCUCUCCUUCACCGCUCAUGUCCAGUCGAUCACCAAAUUCUUCCACUUCCAUUUCAAAAACAGUGCGCAUCUGCCGCUUUUUAACGCCAGGCAUUGCUAAGCUGCUUGUCCGUGCCGCUAUCCUUCUUCGUCUUGACUACUGCAAUCCACUUCUAGUGGUCUUAUUUGUUCACCACUAGCCCCGUUACAGUCUAUAAUGAAUGCGGCGGCCAGGCCCAUCUUCCUGUCCCCCCGCACCUCCCACAUAUCAAUUAAACUGUUAACAGCUUUCCCUCUCUGCACCCCGUUUCUUCUCCCGCAAGUAUCAUUAAAAAAAAAAGCCUCCAAAAAACUAAGCUCUCAGUGAAUACUAUUUUAGCAGCUGACUUUCCUUCCCUUCCCUUUUGUGUGACUAUACCCCACUCCCUCUAGCAUGUAAGCUCAUUGAGCAGGGCCCUUAAUCCCUCUGUUCCUGUGCUUCCAACUGGUCUAGUUACAAAUACAUGUUUGUUAGUCCAACCAAUGUACAGCACUGUGGAAUUUAUUGGCUCUUUAUAAAUAAUUUUAAUAAUGAAAAAUAAGGCCAUAUGCCCAGUCCAAGCACAACUUGGUUAAGAGCUCACCUAAACCUUUGUGCAAGGAUGAGUGCACAGCCCAACUUAUACCUUUACCCCAUCACUCUCUUAUCCCAGUGGUGAACAUGUCAAGAAACAGACUGAGUUGGCACCACCUAACCUUGCUUUGUCACACGAUCAAAUCAAGCACUUGUUUGUCAAAAUACUUUGAACACCUUAAUGACAUACCAGAGCUAUUGCUUGUCCCCCAAGGACAGAAUUGUGUGAUUAACACCGCAGGUUGCUCCUCUUGAACAUGUUCAAUAGCUGAUGCUGCUGCAAAAAAUAAAAUAGCUCUACCAUGAUGCAUUUACAUUGCUGUUUCAUUAAAGAUUAUUUUAAAUUCCUCUGCUUUUAUCAUUCAUUGUUAUUAAAUAUAUAUUCUCUGUGGUUCCCAGGCAGGCUGUUGGAGUGCAGCUGCAGUACUUUCUCCCCACAUAUUCUCCAUCUCCAUAUCCUUUGGCAGCUCACACCUACACCCCAAUAACCAGCUCUGUAUCCACCAUCCGACAGUAUCCUGGUAAGUCUCUAAAAAAAAGCCCGCUUAACAAAUGUUUAUCGUGUUUUUCUUAUUGUAGCCUUGUUAGUAACACUAUAUGAAAACAUUUGCGUUAAAAAAUCUUCCCUAGUGGGACAAGAGUAGUUUCCUGCUCCUAUAUCCUCUACCAAUAAAAUAUAACUUGAAGGAACACUAUAGUCACCUAAAUUACUUUAGCUAAAUAAAGCAGUUUUAGUGUAUAGAUCAUUCCCCUGCAAUUUCACUGCUCAAUUCACUGUCAUUUAGGAGUUAAAUCACUUUGUUUCUGUUUAUGCAGCCCUAGCCACACCUCCCCUGGCUAUGAUUGACAGAGCCUGCAUGAAAAAAAAACUGGUUUCACUUUCAAACAGAUGUAAUUUACCUUAAAUAAUUGUAUCUCAAUCUCUAAAUUGAACUUUAAUCACAUACAGGAGGCUCUUGCAGGGUUUAGCAAGCUAUUAACAUAGCAGGGGAUAAGAAAAUCUUAAUUAAACAGAACUUGCAAUAAAGAAAGCCUAAAUAGGGCUCUCUUUACAGGAAGUGUUUAUGGAAGGCUGUGCAAGUCACAUGCAGGGAGGUGUGACUAGGGUUCAUAAACAAAGGGAUUUAACUCCUAAAUGGCAGAGGAUUGAGCAGUGAGGCUGCAGGGGCAUGUUCUAUACACCAAAACUGCUUCAUUAAGCUAAAGUUGUUCAGGUGACUAUAGUGUCCCUUUAAAGGACAAAAAGCAGUGCAAAGUGAAGGCCUUUAUGAGUGAUCUUUUUAAUUUGAAUAUAAGGAGAUAGGCCUUUUGAGAGUGUGUGUGUUUUUUUUUUUAAUAUUAAAGAAUAACAUUCUCACUUUCUGUUAUGCUUUAGAAUCCUAAAUUACUUUAAAGAACAAAUUAAAUGUGCAGCUAUCUAAACCAAUGCAGACCUUGUUUUUGAAAUUAUGUAGCAUUUUUAUAGAGGCUAAGUUAAAACCAAAAUAACGCUUCAAAGUAACAAAUGGCAAGUAGCAAUACUGUAGCUCAUUGUUUGGAUCAACCAUAAUAGAGAAAUCUCCCAUAGAAGGAUUAAAUUAGUUACAUUUAUUUAUCCAGCAAGAAGAGCAUUCCCGGCUCUCUAAACAAUGGCAGAUGGGUGCUUUAAUGCUGGAUAUAGUAUGUGCUACAAAUUUGUCACAAAACAAGCCCAGAUUGCUAGUCCCAAUUUCUACCAUUGUUUAUGGUCAUGAUGUGAGGAGUAUCCUGGUGCUAUUCCUUGGUAAAAGGGCAAACCAUUUUACAGCUCUUGUUGUGGGCUGGCUAAUGACGUUGUCAGAGGUGGAGUUCCAGCUCUGGCAGCAAAUGGGUUAAACUCUGUAUACGCAGAGUCUCCUAGCAAAACACUGAACAUCAGACACCAUGACCUUUUCAAAUCACUGAAGUGGUAAAGGUGCUUGGAGGAACCCUUUAAUACUAUAACAUUUUAUACUGUUAUGUAUCUUUGUUUUCACUCAAAGAGGGUCCGCAGACUUUAAAACCACCGGAUAACAUAUAUUACAAAUAUUUUAAGAAAUCUCUUAAAAUCGUAUUGUAUUUUGUUACAUUUCUAUUUUUCAGUCCCUGCUCAAGCCCCAAACUCUGCCAUUACAGCCCAGUCAGUUGCCUCCACUGUCCACCUGAACCCCAUGCAGCUCAUAAAUGUGGAUACAUCGCAUACGCGCCACAUCCAGGGGAUACAGCCUGCUCCAGUCAACGCACAGGGGAUACAGCCUGCGUCAUUCAGCACACAAGGCAUGCAAGUCACUUCAAUGAGCACCCAGGGAAUCCAGCCACCUCCAAUGAGCACCCAGGGAAUACACCCUGUAACUACUCAGGGUGUUCAGACAUCAUCUGUCAGCUCUCAGCAAGCUCAGAGUGAAGGAAAAGCUUCAGGUAGUGGGGAAACCCCAGCCAUGUCUGGAUUAAUAUUUCAUAGGCUAGAAAAAGUAACUUAUCAGUGACUAGGGUGGGAGACGAUGACCACUGAAGAGAUGGUUUUGUAGUUUAAAUUCUGUCUGGUGCUACCCUGUAAAGGGUUUUUUUGGUCAGAUUGGAGAUGUUCAGUUAAAUAUUUGUAGCUGGUGCACAACUUAUGCUUAGAACUUAGUGAGUUAAUACAUACUGACAGUCACAAAUCUAGCAGACUUUUAUAUUUUUUUAAAAUAGAUGUACCUUUAUUGCCAGUCUCCCAAGGUUUAUCAAAUGCAAAAAAGGCUCUCCAGGCAUUCAUGUGCAUUUGUAAAUGUAUUUAAGUGUGUUCAUUCCUAUUGCACCUUCUUGUGCAAUGAGUGUGACCUAAAAAUCACGUUGCUAAUGACACACUGGUAGUUCUGUUACAAGCCCUUUCUUCACAUUCCCUAUCCCUGCUUUGCGGGUAUCCUGUAUAUAUAAAAUGAUUUUCUUUUCUUAAGAGUUAAGUUCUGUACAUUCAGCCAUUGGCCUAGCUUUAUAAACUGCAACUAUGAGGAUUAUUUAUUAAUGUGAGAAUUUCGAAGUUAAGGACAAAGUAGCCUACCUGCAAACAUACCUGACUUGGAUAUAUAUGCUUGCAGUUAGCCAUAUAACGGUUUGCUCUGUUUGUGAAAUAUUUCCAUUUACCCACUUGGUGGUCAUGUCCCUGGUAAUAUUAAUGGAUUAGUAGACUAAAGUUGUGAUUAUACUACAUUGCUUAUGCAGGUGAGCAUAGUACUAGACUCACUCAGAGUAGACUCACCAGAGUAGUAAAGCAAAUUGAAAAUUGUUUACAUUGCAAACUUUAGGAUUUCUUUUCCUUCAUUGCAGUUGUGCUUACAGAAGGUGCCACAAUAGUUGCCAAUCCUCUAAGCAGUGCUUUCAACACGGCUGCUGCUGGUGCAGCUGUAAUGCAAAAUCACAGUCAGAGCCCCGGAAUUGGCAGUGCUCCAUCUCAGGGAUCGUCUCCUCGCCCCAGCAUCUUGCGUAAGAAACCUACCACUGAUGGGUGAGUGAUUCGGUUAUUGUAUUAUGGUUGUUUCAUAGUGUUUUCUCAAAACCAAAUACUUUUUCUGUUUUUUGGGGGGUAAUCAGUAUCUAUAAAUGGUUAGUAGAAAGCCUGCUUUUUGCUUGUUUGUUUUGUUUUUUUAAGUUCCUCUCAACACCCUCAUUGUUUUGUUGCUGUAUUUUCCAAUCACUUAAUUCUGGGAAAUGUGUAUUCAAAUAUUUUGCUUGUUGCUUUUUUCUGUUUACAGGUUGUCAGUAAGGAAAAAUCUGAUUCCUGCACACCCGUCAGACGCAGUAAGUCCACGUCAGGACACGUCUCUCCGCAAUACUUCAGCUUCUCCUCGGCCUGCUGGGUAAGAGCUACAGUAUAUGUGAAAUAAAACACAAACAGAAGGUGUAUCACGGUAAUCACCUUACUUUUGGGAAAAUGUGGCAGCAUACAUAUUUACAUUUUGUGUAGGUUUGUUGUUGGUUUUUGUCUUUCGCUUUUUCAUGCUAGACACUAUUCUUUUGGUGACUCCUGAAAAAGAUUAUAAUGUCCUGUGAAUAAACAUAGAAUAUUGGUGCCCAAAAUCUGUACUAGAAAAAUGUAAAAUGUAAAGAGCCCAGUGUUACCAUCCAGAAAAUGUGUAAUUAUUAUUUUAUUAUUUAUAUAGCGCCAUCAGAUUCCAUAGCGCUGUACAAUGGGAUCAAUAUAAAUAUAUGUAAUUUUUUUUUAUGGAUAUGGAACGGUCCGUGUGACUCUGUAACCUACUAAAUCUCUUGCACUCUGCUACAUUGAACCUGCUUUUUGUAGUACUGAGUUUUGGCUCCUAGGUAGUUAGAAGGCAGGAACUACUCAUUAGAGCUUUUCUGGUAAUCUUAUCUUGACAUUUAUUUAUGUAUUCUGUAAACACAGGAUUUCCAUAGUAGGAUUAUAUUUUUUUUAACAUUUGGUUUUGUUUUUACUUUCCUUGUGCAUAGUUUCCAUUUUAUAACUAACUACAAGUCCUCUUUCCAUGCAGAGCUAAACCCAAAGCUGAACUUCAUGUUUCUGUGGCUCCAGGAAUGACUGGAGAUCCAGGCAUAGGUGGCGAGCAGCCUAGUGCAGCUGCAUCGCUUCCAUCUUCCCAUCAUCCUGCAGCCGCUGUACCCAGUCCUCCUUCUCAACCUAUGCUUGGUCCCCUGGCUAGUAAUAUCCACGUUCCUCCUGCUGCCGUACCGGUUUUAUCUGCGCCUCCACCUCUCCUGAGCAGUGCACCAUCUGGAGCGACUCUCCCAGAGACCAAAGUGAAGGAAGAGGUGGAACCAAUGGACAUAGGAAGGCCUGUUUCAGGUAUAGAUUCUUCCUAAUUCACUUCUAAAAAACAUAAGACAUGUCUUGCUAAACUGCUACCUGAGAUCUUUGAUGGGCAUAUAUGAUACACAUGAAAUAUUCAUAUCCAACUAUUUUUCAAAUUGGCAAUAAUUCAAAGAGAUGCUCAAGCUUUCCAAUCAUGUAAAACAGAGAUGACAACGUGUAGAUUCGCAGCUGUAGACCUACACAUACCAUACGUUUUGCCAACUUUAACAGCUGGGGAUCUACCUUGUUGUAAGAGAUUUCCUGGGAUUUUUCACUAAAGUUUGUAAUUUGUUUAUUUUUUUUUCCCCCCUUUUCAGCAGUUCCCCCAUUAUCAUCUAGCGCCAUAUCCUCCCCGCUGUCUCUGCUGGCCAAUAACAUAUCAAUACCUGUUGGAGAAUUGCCACCCGGAGCCUCUCCCCGCAAGAAACCACGGAAGCAGCAACAUGUUAUUUCCACAGAGGAAGGAGACAUGAUGGAAACCCACAGCACAGAUGAGGAGAAAUGUCACACUAUGAAACCUCUAAUCUCUCGACCAGAAAAACGCAAAUCCCCUCCUAAAGAAUAUAUAGGUAAUACAUGUCACACAAUGCUGUGCCAGAUCAAAAUCCUCAAAACUAGUGCAAAGCUCUUGCUUUAAUCUAAUUUACUUGGUUUAAUAAAAUUAAGCCCUUUGAUAGAUUGUGUCUGGCAUCAUUUAAUUGUGUAUUCAAACAAAAGCAUAAUAUGAAAAAGUAUAAUUCUUUUUAAAGCUUUCUCAUCCUAUCUCUCUCGGCUAUCAUAGAGUGUCUCAUUUUCUGGUGCCAUCUCCUCCCCACUAGCUUUCUCAGAGUUUAGCAAUUCUUUGUUCUUUCCCCCUUUGUCUAUUUACACUGCUUCUCUUGUUUACCUUAUUAGCGCAUUUGAAUUCAGUACCUGUAUAUUGACGUAUCUUCUAUAUCUAACUAGAUAUAUUCUAAAACCCAAUAUUUCUGCAACUGGACUUCUCACCUUUUCUAAAUAUUCCACUUCCAUCUAUCUACCUGUUGGUAAAAGCAACACCCAUUACCACAACUUCUUAAACUCACAAUCUGAGUUAUUUGCUGUUCAGAUGUCACUUUAUUCCCUAACCUCCAGUGUGCCUUUCAAUCAUGCAUUGUCCACCAUAAAAUACAGCUCAUAUUUGCCCCUAUCUAACUCAAGGUACGGCUAUGUGGUUUAUUCGUGCAUUUUUCAUUUCCCACCAUGACUAUUUAAACUUCUCAUCUACCUUCCAAAUACUAGUAUUACCUCUCCAAAAUCACUAAUGAAUGCUGCCACCAAUCUUACCUUCCUGACUCCUUGAUUCUCACUCUCACCCCUUUGUCAGUCUUUACGUUUCUCCAUUUUUAAUUUUUUUUGCAAUGUAUGCUUUUUAUUGAACAUUUUAGAUAGAUUCCAAAUAACCAUUUAAUCCAAAGAUGUAAUGUUUUGAAAAGGCCACACGCUUUCUUUGGAACGGCCUGCUUUGCAUUUUUAUACUUUUCCUAGCCUGCAGUCAUUAAGAGUUUGUUUAAAAAUUCAUCUAGGUUACUCUUCUCUCGUAACAAUUUCCCACCUGUCCCUAUUCACUUUACUUGUGCUUUCAUACCGUACAGUUCCUCCAUACACCACUAUUUGUAGCUUAAGUAGACAGUCUUAUAUCUCUCAACCUUUUCUCCCCUCUGCGACAAUGUUGUUCCCUUUUUUGUUUAUUUACCCCCUCCUCCUAGAUUGUAAACUUGUUUGUGAAGGGCCUUCUUCACCCUUUUGUCUGCUAACAGUAUUUUUUUGUGUUUAUUGCUAUUGUUAAAUAACCUCAUUGUAGAACUGUAAAAUGCAGUGUAUAGUGUCGGCACUGUAUAAAUGCUAAAAAUCCUUAUCUUGAUGUUUGUCCCUGUCUGCAAUGUGUAUUUUCAGAUGAGGAAGGUGUGCGGUAUGUUCCAGUUAGGCCACGACCUCCUAUCACCUUACUUCGCCAGUAUCGCAAUCCUUGGAAAGCGGCGUAUCACCACUUCCAGCGCUACAGUGACGUGCGGGUCAAAGGUUAGACUCGAGUGAAUAUUAUAGUGUAGAAGACUUGGUGAUCUAAAGAGCAUAUGUAUCAUGAUGCUCUAUUAAGAAUGGUUGAAUUGCACAUGUGACUGUUUUGUAAGACGUAUUUGAAGAGUUACUUGUCUGACCACUCAUGCAGCCUGCUCACCUGUUUAUUUAUUUUCAUUACAGAAGAGAAAAAGAUGACACUGCAGGAUAUAGCCAGUCAGAAGGGUAUAGCCUGCCGUGUACAGGGCUGGAAAACACACCUGUGUGCCGCACAACUGCUCCAAUUGGUAAUUUUUUAAUGUGAUUCUAGUCCAGAACAGCCAGGUUUACUGUUUUCAUGUACAGUAAUUACUUCUUUGUAUACAUGAAAAGCAUUACCUUUUAGUAUGUAGUAUUUAUGUGCUGCUGAAAAAGACCUCAGUUAAACUUUAAAGUCGGUCCCUUUUGGUUUUCCUCCUCAAUUAGUAAUUUUUCCUUCCUGCAGGACAGGAAUUCCAGGUACUAGAGCCAGCUCUUUUCAUGAGCAAAAUAAAUAUGUUCAGGAUGUAUGUGGUGCCUGUAGGCUACGCUGGCAGAAUUGUUUUUUUUGCCUCUUUCCAAUGUUGAGUCUUGCACUAAAUGGUUUGCUUUUUCUUCAGACUAAAUUGGAGCAGGAUGUAUUUGAUCGGUUAACUGUACUGCAAGAAGGACUCAUUCCCAAAAAGAAAACUUCUACAGAUGAUGAUUUGCAUAGGAUAAAUGAGCUGAUUCAGGUACACAUCCCACUCCUGAUAUCUGACUGAGGUCAAAUAACAUGUCUCGCUGUUUUUGUUUUUUUGUUUGGUUUGUAUCCCCUUAUCAAUAUGUAAUUGACAUAGUUUGAAGCAUCCCUUAUCAGACCAGUCUCGGUCUUCCUUCAUCAUUGAGUUCCAGCCCAUUGCUUUGGAAUUUAUUGCAUAGCUGCUGGACUGUUUACACGCAAAUCUAAAUUGAUCUCGAUCAGCACUAUUGUGUUCACUUUUGAUUUGGGCUGAUUUGUUUUUCAUCCCUAAAGUCCAUGUUCACCUUUUUUUUUUUUUUUAAAUAGUACUAAAGCUCAAACUUUUUCUUUAUAUAUUUAUUUAUUUUUUUCCCUUCAUUCAUUUAUUCAUGCAAUCCAUGGGAUUUUUAUCUAGUACUUUGUUGUUUGAGACUGUAUUCUUCUUGUGAUAUAAAGUUUCCCACCCAUAAGGUGAUCCUGCUCUACUCCUCAAUAUAUUAGUUGUUUUGUAUCCAGACUCCAAGAAUAGAAUUUUACAGGUUUUUUUUAGGCAGCUGGUGUUGAACUGAGGUUGUUGUGCAGGGUACAUGUUCUCUGAGCUUUACACAUAAUAUCAUAUUAGUGGAAGGAGCUAAAUAUUAUCCUCUCUUAUCUGACAACCAGAGGUCAACUAGAAUAUAACCCAUAAUCCUACAGAAACUAAAGGUGAGAAAAAUUUCAAUAAGAACAAAUAAAAUAAUUCUUGCUGUAAUAAUCAUCAGCAAAUGCGUAGGUUUAAAUGGCAGAAUGUUGCGGGCUCAAUUAGUACCCACUCAGAGUCUAGCGUGCUGCUGCUUGGUUUGCGUUGUAGAAUAGCACUUAAGGCAUUGGGUACAAAUAGCUAUGCACAUAUAUCUUCCGGUUCUAAUUGAAAUUAAAACUAAUUUGUAUAAAACUCUCUAUUGUAAUAUAUGCUGAAUAUGUAACUUGUUUUGGGUUUUUUUAACAGUCAAAUCUAUUUCACUGAAAAAGAUUUACGAUCCCUGUCGUGUGUAGCGUUGGUGGUGCAAAAUAGAGCAGAAAAAAUAAUUCAGGAACUUCAUGAUAUAUUUUGUUAUGUUCCUCUCCAUCCACCACUCUCUGACGUUGAAAGUUUCACAAUGAAAAAAAUCAGAGCCUGUGUAUGCAUGGUUCUAAGGAAGAAGGGUUAAAUAAAAUGUUGCCUUAAACAAACCUGUACUAAUAACAAACCUAUAGGACUGGUAAGAAUUAACCAUACUGAAAGGUGCAUUUUCAGGUUCCAUGACUUUCUCUCGCAUGUUGAGGCCUCUUCUAAUAUUUGUCUUUAUCUUUUGACAGGGCAAUAUGCAGCGCUGUAAGCUAGUGAUGGAUCAGAUCACGGAGUCCCGGGACUGCAUGCUUAAAGUACUUGAUCAUAAGGAUCGUGUUUUAAAGUUGCUCAAUAAGAGUGGGGCCUCUCGCAGGCUUUCAAAAGUUAAACACAAGGACAAAGUGUGAACCCAGGACCAGCACACCCGAUUUCAUUUAACUAAGGACAGUCUGCAUUCCUGCAUCUGUUCAGCCAGAGUCAAUGGAGUACCAGUGGCAGAUUGAUUUAUAUAUAUAUAUAUAUAUAUGUUUUUGUUUUUUUUAUAAUUUUUUUUUUUUUUUCAGGACUCUAUUUGCUCAAGAUACAGCCCAUAUCAGGACUUUGGCCUGAUACUUGGUCCCAAAUGGGGCUUUAGUAUUGCCUUCUGUAAAGAGGGUUGAUCUUGGCUUGAUUGUGUUUCCUGGUGCUGCGUGUGAACACUGUUCUCUGUGGCACACAUAUGGUUGUGUAUAGUGCUGUUCCCCCUAACUUGUUAUAACUGUCACAAUGUAAUAGUAAUUUAGCAUUUCCUAACUUGUAUUCACAUCCUAUGUCAUCCCUCGGACGGUGGUUUCAAAACACCACUGUCCACAACUUAACGGUGUAAAUCUACUGCUGUUAAGGGUGUUAUGUCCGUCUCAAACAAGGUGACUCCGUACCGAUAUGUAUGUUGUAUGUAAAUUAUCCAAAAAAUCAUGUGAGCUGGAAAUUAGCGGUUUCCUUUUCCAGUUUUUUUUUUUUUUUUGCUUUAAAUACAAAUUCUCUGUUACAGUACCUUUAUAAACACUGUUUUCAGAUAUUUAUGAAAGAUUUCACAUUAUUGGACAAACUAGACCAUAUGGAUGAUCAUGCUGCCUUUUUAAUUAGGAACAUUAUUCAAGAUCUACGCACUUGGAGUCUGGAGUCUUGAGGUUUUUCUAAGCCAAUGAUUUAUACAAUAAAAAUGUUCCUGCCGACGUGCCAGCUGCAGGCUAUAACUUACGAAGUGCUCAUUGUAGUCUAUGUAGUUCAGGGCAGCAAAUAGAGGAAAUGUCACACACUUACGAUUGCCAGGUGAGGAUUUGAUUGUUUCAUGAAUAGAUUUAAUGGAGUCCAGUCCUUUUAAUUUACCAAGCAAGAUGAAAUGGCACUUAAAUAACAAAGAAACAACUCAAGUAUAAUGGGAAAGUAAAUGCUGUUAAUUUAAAAGUUUUGUUUUUCUGUUUUUUUUUUUUUUUGGUGGGUAUUUUUUCCCUCUUGUCUACUUAAUUCUUCAUUACAAGGCAACCGGUACUUCCUGGUUUUAAUUUCACAACUAUUAUACAUAGCAUAAUCUCUAUUAAGUGCCACAUGUGGCCCAUCUCGCAGUACAGAUGUAAGUAUUCUUGUUGGUGUGGGUCAUUUACUGCAAAUGCAAUAACCAUUUCAUUACAUUCUAGAUGGUGCAGGGAUUUUAACUCCUCAAGGACAGAUGUUGGCAUGUCAUGCUAAUCUUUUCUUUAGUAACCCAGUUGCUAAAUGGUCUGAUACUAAACAGUUAAUUAUACCAUAAAUGUUAAUUGUCGUUCCCUCAAAAUAUGUUGCAGUUUUUCUACAUUUGUAGAUUGUGGCAAAGAAAUUUAGGGAAUUAAAAUAUUGACACCAAAAUAAGAAAUUCUCCUACUCCCUUUUUGAUGCUUGGAACUGUGGUGCAGUUUUAGUGCAUGUAGCAGUUAUGUAAUUAGUAUUCCCCCCCCCCCACAAAGAUAGAUAUAUAUCUAUAUCAAAUUGGUCCUUUUGCCUGACCAGCUGAAUUGCCAAAGGUACAAUAACGUACCUGUAACAUAAAUAAAUAAAUAAGGUGAUUGCCAAGUAAUGACUUGGGGUAAUUUCACUUUUACAAUUUUUUUUUUUAAACAUUAACAGCCUAUUGUGAUAAUACUUUUAUUUUUUUGUAGAUGUUUGUAAAUGUGUUUUUAUUGAGAUACGUGCUACAUCUGUUUUCUUUUAAAAAGCAGUAAUAUUGACCAACAUGCAAAUAAACUGUGUUCUAACCACAACUUACCAGCAAGCAACAUAUGUUUACAGAAGGAAUCUUUGCACAUCCGGCAGUUAAUGUUGAUGAAUAUAGACAAAAAUAUUAAAUCUAAUUUGGCCAUAUCCGGUCAUACUUACAGUAUUAAGUCUGAUGUUUAAACACUACAACUGCUAGGGAUCAAAAAACAUUUUAAAAAAUAUAACACAUACUAGCAGAGAUGUUGAAAUUUAUAUUUGAAGUUGAGGUUUUUUGGUUUUUGUCCCUAUGUUAUUUAAGCGUCACUGAGUCUUCGUCUGCUCCCUUAAAAAACCAUUAACUUCAUUUUGCUUAAAAGGAUAAUAUAGACGUCAAAACAAUCUUAAUUAAGUAGUUUAGGUGUAUAGAUCAUGCUCCGGCAGUGUCACUGCCCAAUUCUCUACCAUUUAACAGUGAAAUCACUUUUGUUACUGUUAGUACAACCCUAG